AUGGUAAAUUUUAAGAUAAUUGGCGGAGAGAUAGAACCUGUGAUAGAAAUGUCGAUGACAGAGUUUGUUUUUGAUCUCAAAAGCAAAAUCAAUGACGAGUUGGAGGUGGAAGUAUGCAGGCAAAAUCUCUGGUACAAAGGUAUAGAGUUGGAAAAUGAUAAAAGGAUAGGAUUAUAUGCCUUGCAUGGUGAUGAAACAGAAAUCAUUACUCUCGUUGUCGAUCCGCUACCACCAGAUCUUAAGCUUCACGUUCUCGUGAAGUUUCUAGGACGUGGAAGCGAAGGCUACGUGAGGGUGAGGGAGACUAAUAUGGUGAGUGACCUGCGAGGCAAAGUUUCAAGAUAUUGGGGCAUUCCUCUUGAUAGUUUCACCCUUCGACGUCUCAAUGUUGAAAUGGUGCAUGAUCGUCCUCUUCAUGCAUAUUAUAUCAACGAGGCUUCUGAAAUUCAUCUUUCUGUUGACUUUCAACCUCGAUGA
This is a messenger RNA of Lathyrus sativus (Indian pea), 477 nucleotides long. The record is from the annotation of a GenBank genome assembly. Lineage: Eukaryota; Viridiplantae; Streptophyta; Magnoliopsida; Fabales; Fabaceae.